This is a messenger RNA of Chlorocebus sabaeus (green monkey), 5341 nucleotides long. RefSeq names its product ALK receptor tyrosine kinase (gene ALK). NCBI's taxonomy places the organism in Eukaryota, Metazoa, Chordata, Mammalia, Primates, Cercopithecidae. Gene Ontology annotation, cellular component: signaling receptor complex; plasma membrane. Gene Ontology annotation, biological process: multicellular organism development; positive regulation of kinase activity; regulation of cell population proliferation. The record is from RefSeq and is a predicted model, not a curated record. Gene Ontology annotation, molecular function: transmembrane receptor protein tyrosine kinase activity; protein binding; ATP binding.
UCCUCCGGCGGGAUGGGAACCAUCGGGCUCCUGUGGCUGCUGCCGCUGCUGCUUUCCACUGCAGCUUUGGGCUCUGGGACGGGGACCGGCCAGCGCACGGGAUCCCCAGCUUCGGGGCCGCCGCUGCAGCCCCGGGAGCCGCUCAGCUACUCUCGCCUGCAGAGGAAGAGUCUGGCAGUGGACUUCGUAGUGCCCUCACUCUUCCGUGUCUACGCCCGGGACCUGCUGCUGCCGCCAUCCCCCUCGGAGCUGAAGGCUGGCAGGCCCGAGGCGCGCGGCUCGCUCGCUCUGGACUGCGCCCCGCUGCUCAGGUUGCUGGGGCCGGCGCCCGGGGUCUCCUGGACAGCCGGCUCACCCACCCCGGCAGAGGCCCGGACGCUGUCCAGGGUGCUGAAGGGCGGCUCGGUGCGCAAGCUCCGGCGUGCCAAGCAGCUGGUGCUGGAGCUGGGCGAGGAGGCGAUCUUGGAGGGUUGCGUCGGGCCCCCUGGGGAGGCGGCUGUGGGGCUGCUCCAGUUCAACCUCAGCGAGCUGUUCAGUUGGUGGAUUCGCCAGGGCGAAGGGCGACUGAGGAUCCGCCUGAUGCCCGAGAAGAAGGCGUCGGAAGUGGGCAGAGAGGGAAGGCUGUCCGCGGCAAUCCGCGCCUCCCAGCCCCGCCUUCUCUUCCAGAUCUUCGGGACUGGUCAUAGCUCCUUGGAGUCACCAACAAACAUACCUUCUCCUUCUCCUGAUUAUUUUACAUGGAAUCUCACCUGGAUAAUGAAAGACUCCUUCCCUUUCCUGUCUCAUCGCAGCCGAUAUGGUCUGGAGUGCAGCUUUGACUUCCCCUGUGAGCUGGAAUAUUCCCCUCCACUGCACGACCUCAGGAACCAGAGCUGGUCCUGGCGCCGUGUUCCCUCCGAGGAGGCCUCCCAGAUGGACUUGCUGGAUGGGCCUGAGGCAGAGCGUUCUAAGGAGAUGCCCAGAGGCUCCUUUCUCCUCCUCAACACCUCAGCUGACUCCAAGCACACCAUCCUGAGUCCGUGGAUGAGGAGCAGCAGUGAGCACUGUACGCUGGCCGUCUCAGUGCACAGGCACCUGCAGCCCUCUGGAAGGUACAUUGCCCAGCUGCUGCCCCACAACGAGGCUGCAAGAGAGAUCCUCCUGAUGCCCACCCCAGGGAAGCAUGGUUGGACAGUGCUCCAGGGAAGAAUCGGGCGCCCAGACAACCCCUUUCGAGUGGCCCUGGAAUACGUCUCCAGUGGAAACCGCAGCUUGUCUGCAGUGGACUUCUUUGCCCUGAAGAACUGCAGUAAAGGAACAUCCCCAGGCUCCAAGAUGGCCCUGCAGAGCUCCUUCACUUGUUGGAAUGGGACAGUCCUCCAGCUUGGGCAGGCCUGUGACUUCCACCAGGACUGCGCCCAGGGAGAAGACGAGAGCCAGAUAUGCCGGAAACUCCCUGUGGGUUUUUACUGCAACUUCGAAGAUGGCUUCUGUGGCUGGACCCAAGGCACACUCUCACCUCACACUCCUCAGUGGCAGGUCAGGACUCUAAAGGAUGCCCGGUUCCAGGACCACCAAGACCACGCUCUAUUGCUCAGUACCACUGAUGUCCCCACUUCAGAAAGUGCUACAGUGACCAGUGCUACGUUUCCCGCACCGAUCAAGAGCUCUCCAUGUGAGCUCCGAAUGUCCUGGCUCAUUCGUGGAGUCCUGAGGGGAAACGUGUCCUUGGUGCUAGUGGAGAACAAAACUGGGAAGGAGCAAGGCAGGAUGGUCUGGCAUGUCGCCGCCUAUGAAGGCUUGAGCCUGUGGCAGUGGACGGUGUUGCCUCUCCUCGACGUGUCUGACAGGUUCUGGCUGCAGAUGGUUGCAUGGUGGGGACAAGGAUCCAGAGCCAUCGUGGCUUUUGACAAUAUCUCCAUCAGCCUGGACUGCUACCUCACCAUUAGUGGAGAGGACAAGAUCCUACAGAAUACAGCACCCAAAUCAAGAAACCUGUUUGAGAGAAACCCAAACAAGGAGCUGAAACCCGGGGAAAAUUCACCACGACAGACGCCCAUCUUCGACCCUACAGUUCAUUGGCUGUUCACCACGUGUGGGGCCAGCGGACCCCAUGGUCCCACCCAGGCGCAGUGCAACAACGCCUACCAGAACUCCAACCUGAGCGUGGAGGUGGGGAGCGAGGGCCCCCUGAAGGGCAUCCAGAUCUGGAAGGUGCCAGCCACCGACACCUACAGCAUCUCGGGCUACGGAGCUGCUGGCGGGAAAGGCGGGAAGAAUACCAUGAUGCGGUCCCACGGCGUGUCUGUGCUGGGCAUCUUCAACCUGGAGAAAGACGACACGCUGUACAUCCUGGUUGGGCAGCAGGGAGAGGACGCCUGCCCCAGUACAAACCAGUUAAUCCAGAAAGUCUGCAUUGGAGAGAACAAUGUGAUAGAAGAAGAAAUCCGUGUGAACAGAAGCGUGCAUGAGUGGGCAGGAGGAGGAGGAGGAGGGGGUGGAGCCACCUAUGUAUUUAAGAUGAAGGAUGGAGUGCCGGUGCCCCUGAUCAUUGCAGCCGGAGGUGGCGGCAGGGCCUAUGGGGCCAAGACAGACACGUUCCACCCAGAGAGACUGGAGAAUAACUCCUCGGUUCUAGGGCUGAACGGCAAUUCCGGAGCCGCAGGUGGUGGAGGUGGCUGGAAUGAUAACACUUCCUUGCUCUGGGCCGGAAAAUCUUUGCUGGAGGGUGCCACCGGAGGACAUUCCUGCCCCCAGGCCAUGAAGAAGUGGGGGUGGGAGACAAGAGGGGGUUUCGGAGGGGGUGGAGGGGGGUGCUCCUCAGGUGGAGGAGGCGGAGGAUAUAUAGGCGGCAAUGCAGCCUCAAACAAUGACCCCGAAAUGGAUGGGGAAGAUGGGGUUUCCUUCAUCAGUCCACUGGGCAUCCUGUACACCCCAGCUUUAAAAGUGAUGGAAGGCCAUGGGGAAGUGAAUAUUAAGCAUUAUCUAAACUGCAGUCACUGUGAGGUAGACGAAUGUCACAUGGACACUGAAAGCCACAAGGUCAUCUGCUUCUGUGACCACGGGACAGUGCUGGCAGAGGAUGGCGUCUCCUGCAUUGUGUCGCCCACCCCGGAGCCGCACCUGCCACUCUCACUGAUCCUCUCCGUGGUGACCUCUGCCCUCGUGGCUGCCCUGGUCCUGGCUUUCUCCGGCGUCAUGAUUGUAUACCGUCGGAAGCACCAGGAGCUGCAAGCCAUGCAGAUGGAGCUGCAGAGCCCUGAGUACAAGCUGAGCAAGCUCCGCACCUCAACCAUCAUGACCGACUACAACCCCAAUUACUGCUUUGCUGGCAAGACCUCCUCCAUCAGUGACCUGAAGGAGGUGCCGCGGAAAAACAUCACCCUCAUUCGGGGUCUGGGCCAUGGCGCCUUUGGGGAGGUGUAUGAAGGCCAGGUGUCCGGAGUGCCCAACGACCCAAGUCCUCUGCAAGUGGCUGUGAAGACGCUGCCUGAGGUGUGCUCAGAACAGGACGAACUAGAUUUCCUCAUGGAAGCCCUGAUCAUCAGCAAAUUCAACCACCAGAACAUCGUUCGCUGCAUCGGGGUGAGCCUGCAAGCCCUGCCCCGGUUUAUCCUACUGGAGCUCAUGGCAGGAGGAGACCUCAAGUCCUUCCUCCGAGAGACCCGCCCUCGCCCGAGCCAGCCCUCCUCCCUGGCCAUGCUGGACCUUCUGCACGUGGCUCGGGACAUUGCCUGUGGCUGUCAGUAUUUGGAGGAAAACCACUUCAUCCACCGAGACAUUGCGGCCAGAAACUGCCUCUUGACCUGUCCAGGCCCUGGAAGAGUGGCCAAGAUUGGAGACUUCGGGAUGGCCCGAGACAUCUACAGGGCGAGCUACUACAGAAAGGGAGGCUGUGCGAUGCUGCCAGUUAAGUGGAUGCCCCCAGAGGCUUUCAUGGAAGGAAUAUUCACUUCUAAAACAGACACAUGGUCCUUUGGAGUGCUGCUGUGGGAAAUCUUUUCUCUCGGAUAUAUGCCAUAUCCCAGCAAAAGCAACCAGGAAGUUCUGGAGUUCGUCACCAGUGGAGGCCGGAUGGACCCACCCAAGAACUGCCCUGGGCCUGUAUACCGGAUAAUGACUCAGUGCUGGCAACAUCAGCCUGAAGACAGGCCCAACUUUGCCAUCAUUUUGGAGAGAAUUGAAUACUGCACCCAGGACCCAGAUGUAAUCAACACCGCUUUGCCGAUAGAAUACGGUCCACUUGUAGAAGAGGAAGAGAAAGUACCCGUGAGGCCCAAGGACCCUGAGGGGGUUCCUCCUCUCCUGGUCUCUCAACAGGCGAAAAGGGGGGAGGAGCGCAGCCCAGCUGCCCCACCACCUGUGCCUACCACCUCCUCUGGCAAGGCUGCAAAGAAACCCACAGUUGCAGAGGUCUCUGUUCGAGUCCCUAGGGGGCUGGCUGUGGAAGGGGGACAUGUGAAUAUGGCAUUCUCUCAGUCCAACCCCCCUUCGGAGUUGCACAAGGUCCAGGGAUCCAGAAACAAGCCCACCAGCUUGUGGAACCCAACGUACGGCUCCUGGUUUACAGAGAAACCCACCAAAAAGAAUAAUCCUCUAGCAAAGAAGGAGCCACAUGAGAGAGGUAACCUGGGGCUGGAGGGAAGCUGUACUGUCCCACCUAACAUUGCAACUGGGAGACUUCCGGGGGCCUCACUGCUCCUAGAGCCCUCUUCGCUGACUACCAACAUGAAGGAGGUACCUCUGUUCAGGCUACGUCACUUCCCUUGUGGGAAUGUCAAUUACGGCUACCAGCAACAGGGCUUGCCCUUAGAAGCCGCUACUGCCCCCGGAGCUGGUCAUUACGAGGACACCAUUCUGAAAAGCAAGAAUAGCAUGAACCAGCCUGGGCCCUGAGCUCGGUCGCACACUCACUUCUCUUCCUUAGGAUCCCUAAGACCGUGGAGGAGAGAGAGGCAAUGGCUCCUUCACAAACCAGAGACCAAAUGUCACUUUUUGUUUUGUGCCAACCUAUUUUGAAGUGCCACCAAAAAAGUUGUAUUUUCAAAACGCUUUAGAAAGGUUUUGAGCAUGGGUUCAUCCUAUUCUUUCGAAAGAAGAAAAUGUCAUAAAAAUGAGUGAUAAAUGCAAGGCCCAGAUGUGGUUGCAUAAGGUUUUUAUGCAUGUUUGUUGUAUAUUUCCUUAUGCUUCUUUUAAAUUGUGUGUGCUCUGCUUCAAUGUAGUCAGAAUUAGCUGCUUCUAUGUUUCAUAGUCGGGGUCAUAGAUGUUUCCUUACCUUGUUGAUGUGGACAUGAGCCAUUUGAGGGGAAAGGGAACAGAAAUAAAGGAGUUAUUUGUAAUGACUCAGCAUGGGGAAAGACAU